Molecule: messenger RNA, 1051 nt
Organism: Onthophagus taurus
Lineage: Eukaryota; Metazoa; Arthropoda; Insecta; Coleoptera; Scarabaeidae
Gene: beta4GalT7
Product: beta-1,4-galactosyltransferase 7
Biological process (GO): proteoglycan biosynthetic process; carbohydrate metabolic process
Cellular component (GO): Golgi apparatus
Molecular function (GO): xylosylprotein 4-beta-galactosyltransferase activity
Source: RefSeq, a predicted model, not a curated record
AUUCCAACAAAAAAUGUCACUAGAUCAGAUUUCAUAACCUAAAAGAUAUUAAAAAAAGAUGUUUUUUUUCUUUUAAUUUUUUGGGGCGUUUUAUGAUGUUUUAUCGCAAUGUGUGGGUAUUAUGAGACGAAAAAUGUUGUUAAGAACCCAAACGACGGGUUUACUCGUCGGUUUGGUGGUUUUUAUGUUUUUAGUGACAGUUUUUUUAAGUUUUUUAUUGUUAAACAAAGAUUUAAAGUGCAUAAACCCGACUUAUAACCCAUCAUUAAAGCAAAUUAGUGAAUCCUGCGAUAUAAAUUAUGAUCAAGAGCAUACGUUAGCUGUAUUAGUGCCAUAUAGGGAUCGUUUUGAAGAACUCCUUGAAUUUGCUCCGUACAUUCACGAUUUUUUAAAUCGCCAAAGAAUUAAACACGACAUUUUUAUUUUAAAUCAAGUAGACAAAUACCGAUUUAAUCGAGCCUCAUUAAUCAACGUUGGUUUUCUUUACACUAAAUCCACCCAUGAUUAUGUAGCAAUGCAUGAUGUCGAUUUACUCCCAUUAAAUGACCAAUUAUCCUAUGCAUAUCCCUUGAAUGGACCUUUUCACGUUUCGGCUCCAUAUUUACAUCCUAAAUAUAAUUAUACAGACUUUGUUGGUGGAAUUUUAUUAUUAACAAGAGAACAUUUUGAGUUAGUUAAUGGCAUGUCAAAUAAAUAUUGGGGUUGGGGAUUGGAAGACGACGAGUUUUUUGUGAGACUAAAAGAAGUAAAAUUAACAGUUUCAAGACCAAAAAACAUAACGACCGAUAGAACAAAUAGUUUUCGACAUAUUCAUGCAAAAUCGAGGCGAAGAGACACAGUGAAAUGUUUUAAUCAAAGGGAAGUAACGAGGAGGAGAGAUCGCGAAACUGGUGUGAAUAAUGUUAAAUAUACGAUUGUAAGUGAGAAGAGUGUAAGUAUUGAAGGGGCGCCGGUUAAUGUUGUUAGUAUUCAGUUGAGUUGUGAUAAAAAUGUUACUCCUUGGUGUGAUUGUAGCAAAAAAUGAUUUUUUUUUAAUAAAAACAAAUAUAGA